Protomyces lactucae-debilis is the source of this 940-nucleotide messenger RNA. RefSeq names its product galactose-binding domain-like protein. The transcript has a single exon. Bases 52 to 720 code for a protein of 222 amino acids. Lineage: Eukaryota; Fungi; Ascomycota; Taphrinomycetes; Taphrinales; Protomycetaceae. The record is from RefSeq and is a predicted model, not a curated record. Gene Ontology annotation, cellular component: nucleus.
CGACACAGCUACACCAGUGACCAGACUACAUUUUGAUUGGCACUUGAAGCUAUGCCGCACGGCCAUGUCUGCGAGACUGAAGCCCAGCAUCAUGAUCACGAUCAUGACCAUGACCACGAUCCUCAAGAGGAGACACAUGCUGUACAAUCUCUCUACGAGCACAUUGAUCUAGGCGCUGUGCGCUGCUUGAAUGAGCAAUCUCCAGGCUCAGCCAGACACAUCAUCAGGCCAUGGGACAAGCGCUGGGAUACAAAUCCUUCUUUACAAUCAGAAGAGGAUGAUGCUCAGCUUCUACUCCAUGUGCCGUUCCAGGGCGGCCAAGUACGGCCUCGCUCACUCCUCCUCAGGUGCCCACGAACAUCCUCUGCACCAAAGCAAAUCAAAGUCUACAACAACAGGACGGAUCUGGACUUCAGUUCAAUAGAUGACAUCAAACCAAUCGAAACAAUCGAGUGUGUCGAUAGUGCGAGUGCAGGCGAUAUCAUUGAAUAUCCCUUCAAAACGCGGCUGUACACGCAUACAGGUGCUUUGUCAUUUCUAGUGACGAGCAAUCACGCAGGGGAAGAGGAUGAAGUGGCGACGGAGAUUUGGUAUCUUGGCAUCCGUGGCGACUUCACGGAAUUACAUGCUGGGCCUGUUGCCGUAACCUAUGAAGCUUAUGCCAAUCCGAAAGAUCACAAAGUCUUUGGCGGUGAAACGAGCGGGCAAUUAGGUACAUGAGGUGCAGAUAUCCUGAGGCAUAGUGUUGAGAUUGUUGCUACAAACUGGUCACCAGAAAACAUAGAGCUUUAGCUGUCUCGCCAUCUGUCUUCAGCUGUGGGCCAUCUGUCUUCAGCUGUGAGGCUACAUCCGUCUUCUUCCUAAGCGCAAUCACUGCUAUGAGAGGGCGCCUGUCGCUUGUGACCGUUGUGCAGUGUGUGUUUUGCUUGUCAUGCCGCUU